Lithohypha guttulata is the source of this 966-nucleotide messenger RNA. RefSeq lists its product as uncharacterized. The coding region runs from base 1 to 966 and encodes 321 amino acids. The record is from RefSeq and is a predicted model, not a curated record. The transcript has 3 exons. Gene Ontology annotation, molecular function: oxidoreductase activity. Lineage: Eukaryota; Fungi; Ascomycota; Eurotiomycetes; Chaetothyriales; Trichomeriaceae.
AUGGCAGGAUACGAGCACAUAGGCGCCAUUAACUGCAACACGGACUUCGAUGCUAGCAUACUCCGGGACAAGACUGCCAUUGUCACUGGCGGCGCAAAUGGGAUAGGUGAAGCUUAUGUACGCGCACUCAUUGGAGCUGGAGUGUCGGUCUGCAUUGGAGAUCUUGACGUUGCUGGAGGCCAGAAACUCGCAGCAGAAUUCCCUCAGCAAGCGAAAUUUGUGAAAUGCGAUACCACAAGUUGGGAGGAGCAAGUCCACCUGUUCGAGUCAGCAGCCUCAUUUUCUCCUACGGGCAAGAUUCAUUACGUCGUCGCAAAUGCCGGUAUCAUCAAGGAGGACGAGGUGUUCGCACACGCAGGCGAUAACGCUGCCCUCAAGAAACCAGAUCUUACAAUCAUGGACAUCAACGUUAUCGGCUCGCUCUACACCACCAAACUCGCGACUCACUAUUUCGUCAUGCAGAACGGCCAAACCUCGUCCAUGGCCCAAGAAGACACAUGCCUGAUCCUAAUCGGAUCAGGCGCUGCAUUCCUCGACUGCUUACGCAUCCCGCAAUACAGCGCCAGCAAAUGGGCUAUGCGUGGAAUCAUGCAUGCCCUACGAAGGACAGCUUACCACUACGGUAGCCGCGUAAACGUCAUCUCUCCAUGCUUAUCCAACAGACCUCAACUGAUUGCGAAUUCGGGAAGGUACGUCAAAACCAAGAUCCUCUCAGAACAAGACUUCGAGCGUGUCAGAGGCCUAGGCGUUGAAUUCGCCCUGGCAGAAGAUGCAGGUAAAUGCUUGUUGCGCAUUCUCAGUGAUUCCACGGUGAAUGGUCAUUCUUUCUUUAUAUCAGCUAGAAAAUGGGCUGCAACGGGGUACAUCGAUUUCGACAUUGACGAUUACCCGGAAAAUGAGUUGAUCAAGGAGAUUCAGGAAGAUCAGAUGAAAGGUGCAGAGGCCGAGAAGGGAUUGUUCCCUUAG